This is a messenger RNA of Prorocentrum cordatum, 750 nucleotides long. Lineage: Eukaryota; Dinophyceae; Prorocentrales; Prorocentraceae. The record is from the annotation of a GenBank genome assembly.
AUGUGGUAUCUGUUUCACCAUAUGGUCCUCGCGAUCGAGUCGUGCAUAGAUGGUCGUGGGGCUAUUCCUUUCAAUGAGGAGUACGACAUUUGUUCGGAGUGCGUGAUCGCUCAGGACCUCGUUGACGACAUCAACGAGUUCCACAUGACAGUUUCACUGAAAAUGGUAUCACACGUACUGGCCACGCUAAAGGGCGUGGCAGAGGUGGCCGCGGCAGGGGCCGAGGCCGAGGUAAAGGGCAACGUCGUGGGCUCCGCCGCUGCUUGGGGAUGGCCUGGCCUUCACCUGGCGUGGCCGUUCGUCGCGGCGGCGCUCGUGGCGGCGCUGGCGCUGCUGGUGGGCGCCCGGUGGUGGUACUGGCCCGGGCAGGGCGCUCCUGCCGAGGCUAGUGGACAGCGCUCCCCUGGCGUUUACACCUACCGGCUGGUCAAGACGUACUCUCACGACCCGAAGGCGUUCACCCAGGGACUCCUCUGGGAGAACGGCUCGCUCUACGAGUCCACGGGGCUGAACGGCCGAUCCACGGUGCGGGAGCUGAGGCUCGAGGGCAACAAGUCGCGGGUCGUCCGCAAGGUCGACCUCGAGCAGAGCCACUUCGGAGAGGGCCUGGUGCACAGGAGGGGCACGCUGGUGCAGCUGCUUUGGCGCCAGGGCGAGGCGCCCGGUCGGGAGCGCGGGCGGGCGAGGGCGGCUACCUCGAGAGGCUCCCCGGCGAGGUCAAGGGCCCCCUGCUGGACGGCUGGGGCCUGA